Messenger RNA from Panicum virgatum (switchgrass), 869 nucleotides. RefSeq lists its product as uncharacterized. The coding region runs from base 91 to 579 and encodes 162 amino acids. NCBI's taxonomy places the organism in Eukaryota, Viridiplantae, Streptophyta, Magnoliopsida, Poales, Poaceae. The transcript has 2 exons. The record is from RefSeq and is a predicted model, not a curated record.
UCUUGCGGCAGCCAGCCCAGCCAGUCUUGGAGGAGGCUUUGUCAACUGACAGAACCCUAGCGAGCAGCGACCGGCGGCGGCGGCGGCGUGAUGCAGUUCCUCCGAAGCGGCGGCGGCGGGGGUGGCAGCGGGUUCGGAGGGGCCGCGUGGGAGUUGCUGCGGCGGCACUUCUCUAGGAAGCGGUCGGUGGACGUGCGGCGGAUCAACCCUAAGGUGCCCAAGGAGGAGGCCGUCGCCAUCUCCGGCCGCCUCCUCCAGAUCCUCUCCGACCACGGGCCCCUCACCGUCGGCAACACCUGGAACCACGCCAAGGAUGCUGGUAUUAGCGGCCUGAACAGCAAGACUCACAUGAAGAUCCUGCUGAAAUGGAUGACGGGAAGAAGGGUUGUCAAGUUGACAUGCGUACACGUCGGCAACGCAAAGAAGUUCCUGUAUUCCCCCUACACGGAAAGCUCGGAGGCACCUAAGGAAGGCAGCGCUUCAUCCGUGGCGGCAGAGGAUAAUAAGGCAUCUGCCCAAGGAGGGAAAGGGAGAGCCACACGAGGGCAGCGGAAGAACCAGGCUGCAGCUUUGCAGUGAUGGUCGAUGAUGAGGAGAAGCGGGGUGGAAACGUUGAUUUUUGGGGGGAUUUUGCAACUUUGUUUUCUACCAUGAUGAUGAUGGUGUCAUGUCAUCCAAAAUAGAAGCGCAAUUGAUGUGUUGAAGCAGCAAUGUGUUGUAGGACAGGACAGUUUUGAGUCGGUCAUGUUUAGGCGCAUUGUGCGGAUGGAGGCGGCUGUAUUGCACGCUGCCAAAGCACUUGUGAAACUGAAAUAAUUUGUGAGCAUCACGAGUCCCUCCCUAUUGUAUUGGAUCAGGAAGCGUUGUCU